Messenger RNA from Vigna unguiculata (cowpea), 982 nucleotides. Its product is annotated as Heavy metal transport/detoxification superfamily protein. Lineage: Eukaryota; Viridiplantae; Streptophyta; Magnoliopsida; Fabales; Fabaceae. The record is from RefSeq and is a predicted model, not a curated record. Gene Ontology annotation, molecular function: metal ion binding.
AAGAAAGUUCCUUGCAUCUUCUUUUGUUUCAGACCUGGCUUCCCUUUUGUUUUCAAUAUCAAUCAAUCUGUUGUACCAAUAUAAAAAGUUCUGUACAAACCGUGUUAGCAUAUACACAGACUGGAAUAAGAAAGGAAAGAGUCUGUAAUAAGAUAACUAAAGUGACAGAGAUAUAGAAAAAAAAAAAAAACAUUGUAUGGAGUUGCAAUGGUGUGUGUGCUAUAUAUUUGUGUGUAUGUAUAAUAGAAAUGGGAGUUGGAGGCACACUGGAGUACUUGUCUGAUCUAAUGGGUAGUGGCUACCACCACAAGAAGAAAAAGAAGAAGCAGUUUCAGACGGUGGAGUUGAAGGUGAGGAUGGACUGUGAUGGGUGUGAGCUUAAGGUCAAGAACGCCCUCUCUUCACUAAGUGGAGUGAAAUCUGUGGAGAUAAACCGUAAACAGCAGAGAGUGACGGUGAGUGGGUAUGUUGAAGCAAACAAGGUGUUGAAGAAGGCGAAGUCAACAGGGAAAAGGGCUGAGAUUUGGCCAUAUGUGCCGUACAACUUGGUGGCUCAACCAUAUGCAGUUGCAGCUUAUGAUAAGAAAGCUCCUCCUGGUUAUGUGAGGAGAGUGGAGGUUGCUGCAAACACCGGAACAAUCACAAGAUAUGAAGACCCUUACGUCACCAUGUUCAGUGAUGACAACCCAAAUGCCUGCUCCAUCAUGUAGACAAAAUAUAUGCCUUUCUUUUCGCACAGCAUUGUAAAUUUUCAAAUUUUAAUGCAGUGUUUUUGUCUUUUGCAUUUUCAUCUUCUUGCUUUUCUCGACUGUUGACUUCUUUUCUGGUUAUUACAUAAAAAGAUGAGAACAAUGUUGCUGUGAUGUGAUCAUUGUUUUCCUAUUUUCUUUUUUUUUCCUCAGCAUUUCAGAUUGUACACUUGUUUGCCUGUACCAUUGGCCUUGACCUUGGGAUAUGAUAUGACAUCGUUUUUGUUGUGAUU